Oncorhynchus gorbuscha (pink salmon) is the source of this 1916-nucleotide messenger RNA. RefSeq names its product E2F transcription factor 6 (gene e2f6). Bases 198 to 1358 code for a protein of 386 amino acids. Gene Ontology annotation, biological process: regulation of transcription by RNA polymerase II. Lineage: Eukaryota; Metazoa; Chordata; Actinopteri; Salmoniformes; Salmonidae. The transcript has 8 exons. The record is from RefSeq and is a predicted model, not a curated record. Gene Ontology annotation, molecular function: RNA polymerase II cis-regulatory region sequence-specific DNA binding; protein dimerization activity; DNA-binding transcription factor activity, RNA polymerase II-specific. Gene Ontology annotation, cellular component: RNA polymerase II transcription regulator complex.
AAUUAGACGAGGAACCCCGACAUCCUCUGCGUUUCUAAGAAUCUCGUUGGCUGAACAUCAUCACGUGACGCCAACUUCCGGCCUGAAAAUAUAUUUUUCCUGUCCAAGAAACGUGAAUUUGAGAUAAACAAACGUUAUCUUUCAUUUAGCUACGAAACGUUCGAAUGUAGGUGGUGGUAGCCACAUUACAUUUUACCAUGGUGAAAUGCGUGGUCCAGGGGUGUCCUAAUCGAAGUGACAAUAAUAAAGGAGCGUUUCCGAAUCGUCCUUCCAAGAGGUUUUUCAAUUUUCCUAAUGACCAGGCUCGGGUGAAAGUGUGGCUUGCCGCACUGCGAGAAACGGAGAAGGAGGAUUCAACAGAGGAGCACCGAAUAUGUGAAGACCACUUUCUGACAGACCACAUAACACCACGCGGAAUAAGCGAGGAUGCCAUUCCUAUCAUGCCCCCAUACCUCGACGGGCCACUGAGUCUGAUCAGCCCGUGGGGCGAGGACUCUUCUGACGAAGAGGAAUUCGUGGAUGAUGAUGCUUCGGCUAUGCACAAUGACGAUGUUAAAGAAAAAUAUGAGAGUCAGGCCGAGACAGAACCAUCUGCAUCUAGGUUCCGUGAACUGGUUGAAGGCACCAAGACAAAGACAAGACAAGUCGGUGCUUCUACUGAACCCAAGCCAGUGUUACCGUACACCAGUAAGGGAUUUGUCCGCCAGGAUCUAUCCCUGGCUCUGUUGACCAAGAAGUUCCUAAGGCUGAUGAGUGGCGCCCCUCAUGGUAUCAUGGACCUCAACCUCGCAGCACAGAAUCUCCACACACGCAAACGGAGGGUAUAUGACAUCACCAACUGCCUGGAGGGGAUCAAGCUCAUCCAGAAACAAUCGGCCAACAAGAUCAAGUGGAUAGGUCUGUGUCCAGUCACCAGUUUUGUUGGGCCGAAGCAGAGGCUUCAGCGGGAGCUGCAGAACCUGAAGACGGUGGAGGAGAGUCUAGAUGCGCUCAUCAAGACCUGUGCCCAGCAGCUCUUUGACAUGACCGACAGUUUGGACAACAUAGAAUUAGCCUACGUGACGCACAGUGACAUCAGUGCUAUCAAGGUGUUCCAGGAACAGACGGUCGUUGCCAUCAAGGCCCCGGAAGAGACCAAGCUGGAGGUGCCAACACCCAAGGAGGAUGGCAUCCAAAUCCACCUGAAGGGAGGCAGGGGACCAAUCAAAGUGCUGACCUGUGAGAUGGACGGGCCUCAACGUGCCACACAGGGAAGUGGAAAGACAACCGUCUUUCUAUCACUGGAGGAGAGCCGGAUUAAGACCAUGCGUCUGCACACAGGGGCCUCUGCAUCACAGAAUGCUGUACAGAGUGGAUAGUCUUUCGUUAUGGUAGUAUGCUGCACUGUCACAUUGUCCUCAUUGGAUGUUUUUGUCUCACUGUUUGGACUCUGACUCCACAUUCUGACAUUGUCACUUUGGGAAGAGGCCAUUUUUGUCAUUUUUAAAAAUAUAUUUUUCUGUGUAAAAUGCCAACUAUUCCUCGUAUGACUUGAUUGUAAAAAGUGCACAUAAGUCAUGAAAUCACAAGCUUUAUUUUUAUACAUGUAGUUUUGAGUUUACAGUCUAUCCUCACUCAGAUUCUCAGUUGUUUCAUGCUUAAAGCAGGGUUGUGGUUGGCCCUCCAGGGCUUACUGUACUAAAGUGGUUGCAGUACACUACUGUAUUACUGUACUUUUCAGUCAUCUUCAAAUGUUUGCAAAAUGGUGGACAGUGUCAAUGUGACAGCUAUAGUCAUUAGAAAGUAACACAUGCUCAUGUACAUAAAGUUAAAUUUUCCAAGCAGUUUCAUCAUGUACCUUAGUGGAUUGGAACAGUUGUAUGUUAUUUGUUUCAUCUAACUAUUCUGAAUGCCCUAUUAAAAGUUGUUUGUCUUUC